This is a messenger RNA of Chanos chanos (milkfish), 1086 nucleotides long. It is a transcript of the gene gpr183b, whose product is annotated as G protein-coupled receptor 183b. Gene Ontology annotation, cellular component: membrane. The transcript has a single exon. The record is from RefSeq and is a predicted model, not a curated record. Lineage: Eukaryota; Metazoa; Chordata; Actinopteri; Gonorynchiformes; Chanidae. Gene Ontology annotation, molecular function: G protein-coupled receptor activity; oxysterol binding. Gene Ontology annotation, biological process: G protein-coupled receptor signaling pathway. Bases 1 to 1086 code for a protein of 361 amino acids.
AUGGCCGGGUCAAACUUCAGCGUGUCAGACGCCGCUAACUGCACAGACCUGUAUUACCAUCGCUCCACGGCUCGCGUGCUCAUGCCCCUGGCCUACGCCAUCGUGAGUCCGCUGGGUUUGUUGGGAAACGCCUUGGCGCUGCACGUCAUCCUCUCCAACAGGGCCAAAAUCAACUCCACCACGCUCUACUCCGCCAACCUGGUGGUGUCCGACAUCCUCUUCUCGCUCUCCCUGCCCCUCCGGGCCGUCUACUACGGCCUGGGCUUCCAUUGGCCGAUGGGCGAGACCCUGUGCAAGAUCACGGCCUUGCUCUUCUACGUCAACACCUACUCCGGCGUCAACUUCAUGACCUGCCUGGCGGUGGAUCGCUUUGUGGCCAUCGUGCUCCCUUUGCGGCUCUCCAAGCUCAGGAAGGUGAAGAACGUGAGGUACGUCUGCCUGGCGGUGUGGCUGGUGGUUCUGGCGCAGACGCUGCCUCUUCUGGGCAUGCCCAUGACGCACAGGGAGCCCGACGGCACCGUCACUUGCAUGGAGUAUCCCAACUUCGAGAGACACGUGGAGGGUUUGCCCUACAUGCUUAUCGGGGCCGUCGUCCUCGGGUACGGGAUACCCGUCAUGACCAUCCUGGGGUGCUACUCGUUGCUGGUCUUCAGGCUACGGCUCGCCGAGAAGGGCAACCAGCUCACGGAGCGCUCCGGGAGGAGCCGGAAAGCCAUGGGGGUGAUCGCGGGCGUCGUGUUGGUGUUCCUGGUGUGUUUCAGCCCUUACCACCUGGACAUUCUGCAGUUCAUGGUCCGGAAGCUCUUCUACGAGACCAGCUGCGAUGAGCUCCGGGCCUUUCAGGUGUCCCUGCACGUCACCGUGUGCCUCAUGAACCUCAACGCCUGCCUGGAUCCCUUCGUCUACUUUUUCGCUUGCAAGGGCUACAAGAAAAAAAUACUGCAGAUGAUGAAGCUGCAGAUGAGCACCUCCUUCUCCAGUGCCGGAAGGACUUCCCACGACAGCUCCUGUCCCCGGGACGCCCGCGGUGGCGACGGUCGGCAUUCCACCCGCGUGCACUUGAACAGCAUCAAGAACAGCCCCUGA